CACAGUAUUGAUUUUAAAUUUUAGAUGUUUUGACUUUUGAGAAUCAAAAUAGAAGUUAAGAAUAUAACAGUGCUAGAUAAAUAUUAAAGUUUGAGGUGUGAUGAUGUUCCUAUAAUAUUGCAGUGUUUAGUAGCCAUGUAAUAGACAUAAAUAUCCCAUCUUUAUAGCAAUGUCAACAAAUGGAAACGGCGGUACUUAUGCGCCACUGAAACAACUAGUAUCGGAUUCUGAAUCCGAAGAUGAUCAGAAACUUCAAAAUGCUCUUAAAAUUAAGGCUUCAGAGAGUAGCAAUUUGGAUUACAACAGCGGCUUACAAUCUUCUAAAAACUACAGCAUGAGCGAGCUAGACGACUACAAUACGAAUCUCAAUACGAUGGAGAGUACAAUGGAUAAUGUGAGCUUUUUACAAUCUGAUGUCUCUAAUAAAAUGUCUUUCCCUCGUAGAUGCGCGUUUAUAGCCUCAAUAUUAUUUUGCCUCUUCACUGUUAUUAUUUUUUUAUGGGGCAUACCAUGUUCAGAUGUUGGUAGUUGUACAAAUAAUGAAUGGCAUGACAAAAGUACUAACUGGGAGUUACCAUAUGAUGAAAUAGAGCUCUCUGGUGCUGUGCAAGUUGUUGAUGGAGCUAUUCCUAAAACUAAGAAUCUUAUUUUCAUAUACCGUGGAAAUCAUAUGAAAGAUAACAAAAACAAUAAUGAUAAUGUUAAUGGUGUGUUACUCAUUGUUGGGAAUACUGGUAAAGUUGGAUGGUACACUCGUGAAACUAGAAUACCAAUGGAAAUUAAUUGUAACCUUCUAGAUGUCAAUAAGGAUAAACAGAAAGACUGUAUAGUAUCAGGAACAGAAGGAUUACUUGCUGCGUUAAAUCCAUUAUCUGGUACUUAUUACUGGUACAUUCAUAAACAAGGAAAAGUUUUCAGCAACAUUGUGUCCAUUGACUUUCCUAUUAUAAUAAAGGAUAUGGAUAAGGAUAAAGUAACUGAUUUGGCAACAGUAGCAACUGUUUACCCAAGCUUAAACCACAAUUCGCUUCUCAUCAUAUCAGGUGCAACAGGUAAUAUCAUUGGUGAUCCAAUGACUAUUGAGAAUUGCUUAUCAGUGAAACUGCUUUCUGAAACUGGAAAUAUCACAUACAUUUGUAAAAAUGGAUCUUCUGAGGCAGUACGUCAAAUCAUCUACCCAGAAUUAUAUAAAAAGCUCUUUAAACUAGACCAUGUUACCAAUGAUACAUCGUCAGGAUCAUUUUCAACAAAAAAGAUAAAUUUAAGUUUGAAAAAAAGUAUUGGCAACACAAAACAAAUAUUUACAAAUGGACCUGGUAAACUAAUAGUGGAAAAUUAUGGUGACUGUCCAACAACAUGUAAAGUAAAUUUGAAAUUAUUAUUAGAAAGAAAUGGAACAACAAAUGUUACUUGGGAUUACACUGCCAAUCACGUGUUUGCAAUGAAGCCCAGUUAUUUUGCUUUCCCAAACUCUAUACGGGGAUUUGUUUUAAAAUUAUGACAGUGGAAUAGUGCACACCUUGCUAAGGGUGCACUCAAAUUCGAUGAGAUAAGAUAUAAUGUGCUGAAUUCAAGCCCCAAAAAUCCUUAUGACAUAUUUUAUCACCGGCCAACUGUUAACAUAGAAUCUAUAUCAUCAUUCAUAAAAUAUGACAACUUUGUGGCCCAUGAUAUAUCAGAACGAAUAGUAUUGGUGGCAUUUGAUAAACUGCAAACUUAUAUACACGUUAACGUCAGCCAAACAGAUAUUCUACAAAUAUGUGUAAGAGGCCAAAU
This is a messenger RNA of Pieris brassicae (large cabbage white), 1776 nucleotides long. Its product is annotated as protein FAM234A. Bases 170 to 1501 code for a protein of 443 amino acids. The transcript has a single exon. The record is from RefSeq and is a predicted model, not a curated record. Lineage: Eukaryota; Metazoa; Arthropoda; Insecta; Lepidoptera; Pieridae.